This is a messenger RNA of Leptopilina boulardi, 788 nucleotides long. Its product is annotated as activating signal cointegrator 1 complex subunit 2 homolog. The record is from RefSeq and is a predicted model, not a curated record. The transcript has 3 exons. NCBI's taxonomy places the organism in Eukaryota, Metazoa, Arthropoda, Insecta, Hymenoptera, Figitidae. The coding region runs from base 219 to 707 and encodes 162 amino acids.
GAAAAAGUCAUGAAAUGAGAAAAAUAACAAGGAAAUAAACAAAGGUGAUGAAACCGCCGACGAAGAGGAAAGCUGCUAGAAGGACCAAUACCGCGGCUCUUAGAACAAUGGCUGAUUAACAGUUGCAACCACCGCUGGCGCAACCUCAUUUGCAACAACCGCAGGUGCAACCUCAAUUGCAACAACCGCAGGUGCAACCUCAAUUGCAACAACAACAGAUGCAACAUCAAUUACAACCACUGCAGGUGCAACAUCAAUUACAACCACUGCAGGUGGAACCUCAAUUGCAACAACCGCAGGUGCAACCUCAAUUGCAACCACAGAAGUUGCAAAAUCAAUUGCAACCACAGCAGUUUCAAAAUCAAUUGCAACCACUGCAGUUGCAAAAUCAAUUGCAACCACUGCAGUUGCAAAAUCAAUUGCAACCGCAGCCAUCGCAAAAUCAAUUGCAACCACAGCCGUUGCAAACUCAAUUGCAACAAUGUGUACCUCAAGAACUACCUCUGCAUGAAACUGCGUUUAAUGCAAGUAGUAUGCAACAACAACUGCAACAGUUGCAAUUGCAAAUGCAGCAGAUGGAACAGUUCCAACAAAACAAGGCUCCAGUACAAAAUAUGUUGCAAAAAUCGCCUACGGCGACAAACGUUCGUCAUUUACAAAAUGGAAAUAAAAAAAAUGAAAUUGGACAUUCGGGACAUAGAAGGUGACAGAGAUAGAGAAAAAAAGAGGGAACGAGAAAGGGAACGAAAGAGAGAACGAGAAAGAGAUCGUCAAAAUGAGAGAAAGAG